Molecule: messenger RNA, 1536 nt
Organism: Paramecium pentaurelia
Lineage: Eukaryota; Ciliophora; Oligohymenophorea; Peniculida; Parameciidae
Source: the annotation of a GenBank genome assembly
AUGGGUUCUUGCUCUUCAUAAGAAAUGAAAAAAAUAAUGAAAGCCAAACUAUAAGAGGCAAAAUAAAAAUAAUCUUAGUCAACAACUCCAAACAGAUCUACAACAUAAUAGCAUGUCGUAAGAUCAAAUACAAGAUGCAAUACUAACAAUGUCCCUUAAACUGCAAAUGAGUAAAGCAUAGUAACUUUAAGUCUUCAAAAUAUAAAUUAAUCACUUGUUUAUAGAAGCACUAACUUUUCCACUUAUUAUAGUUUAUUGAAAAAAGAAGAUGAAGACUUUCCAUUUACUACAAUCUAACAUAAUAAUACAGGAAUAGUUAGAAUAAUCAAAUCAUAUAAGCUUACAGAUGAAAAAUAUGUUGCUUCAUUACUCAAUUAUUAACUUGUAAUUAUCUUCAUUUAAUUAAUUAGAAUCAUCCUAAUCUGAUUCAAUUAUAUGAAAUAUAUGAAGAACAAUAAAAAUAUCAUGUGGCUGAAGAGAAUAGCAAAGAAAUAGUUAUUCUAAAUUCAAAAAUGUUCAUCACUGAACAAGAUAUUGCAUUCAUAUUUAAUUAAAUAGUUGAAGCUAUUGACUAUAUCCAUCAUUAAUAAUUAACGCAUGGUCAUCUUACUAUUGAGUCAUUUGCACUUUUUGGUGAAAAAUACAUAAAAUUAUACGAUUUGUUCCAUUUAUUUAUGAAAAAGAAACCAUCAUUAGAUGAAGCUCAUUAUUUACCUCCAGAAUAUUUUGAAAAUCAAGAAUAUACAGAGGAAAGAGAUAUUUGGUCUUUAGGAAUUAUCCUUUAUUAAUUACUUUAUCAUACAUCUCCAUAUGAAUCUAAAUCAUUAAAUAAAUUAAGAGUAGAAAUCUUAAUAUCUGAAAUUUAAUAUGAAUAAUAGAUAUCUGAUGAAGCUAUCUCAUUAUUAUAAUAAUUAUUAGAUAAAAAUCCAAAAAAAAGAAUUAAAUUAAAAGAUAUAACAAAGCAUCCUUGGCUAUUAAAAUAAGAAGUCUAUUUGAGAGAUGAAUAAGUAAGAGAAACAUUGCUUACAUUAAGAAAAUCAAAAAAAUUAAAUAUAUUAUAAGCUUAUAUUCUGAAGUUUAUCAUUAAUAAUUAUCCUCCAAAUAAGCUUAGAGAUAUUUAUUCUGUUUUUAGAUCUUUAGAUCUUGAUAAUGAUGGAUUUUUUAGUAUUUCAGAACUUAUGGAAUCAUAUACAGAUUUUGUAUAAGAUGAUGAGAAAUCUAAAUCUAUUUGCCUUAAUAUUUUUAGAAAAGUAGAUAUGGAUAAAGAUAAUAAAAUCACUUUUGCUGAAUUCAUACUUUAUGCAUUCAAACGUAAAAAUCUAAUUCAAGAAGAUGUAUUGAUUACUAGCUUUAAAUUAUUGAAAAAUAAAAAAAAUUAUAUUACUGCUGAAAGUUUAGCAACAUAGUUCUCUUUAGAAAAAGAAUAUUUUAUAGAAAUUCUAAUGGAAUUAAUUUAAAAAGAUUAUGUAUAGUAUUAUUUAAUAAAAUUAGUUAACUUAUAACAAUUUUAAGGAUCUCAUGGUAGAAAUAGUAUGA